Bombina bombina (fire-bellied toad) is the source of this 1509-nucleotide messenger RNA. RefSeq names its product aromatase. The transcript is spliced from 9 exons. Gene Ontology annotation, molecular function: oxidoreductase activity, acting on paired donors, with incorporation or reduction of molecular oxygen; iron ion binding; monooxygenase activity. The record is from RefSeq and is a predicted model, not a curated record. Lineage: Eukaryota; Metazoa; Chordata; Amphibia; Anura; Bombinatoridae. Bases 1 to 1509 code for a protein of 502 amino acids.
AUGAUUUUGGACGUUUUUAAUACAAUGCAAAAUAACAUCACUGAUGUUUUUCCCCGUGUUGUACCUGCAACUGCUGCUUCCGUUCUGCUUUUCAUCUUCUUGCUCAUUAUUGUCUGGAAUUAUGAAGAAACUUCUUCUAUACCAGGUCCGUCAUACUGCAUGGGACUCGGUCCUCUUCUUUCCUAUGCUAGAUUUCUAUGGACUGGAAUAGGCAAUUCCACAAAUUACUACAAUAAACUCUAUGGGGAAAUUGUAAGAGUCUGGAUUAAUGGUGAGGAAACACUAAUUAUCAGCAAAUCUUCAGCAACAUGUCAUGUGAUGAAGCAUAGUCACUAUGUUUCACGGUUUGGCAGCAAACUUGGCUUACAGUGCAUUGGCAUGAAUGAAAAUGGGAUCAUAUUCAAUAGCAACACCUCUCUAUGGAAGGUGAUCCGCCCCUUUUUUAACAGAGCUUUAUCUGGACCUGGCCUUAUACAGACCACAGACUACUGCAUUCAAUCAACCAAACUCUACCUAGAAAAGUUAGGAGAAAUGACAAAUGAUUUUGGGAAUGUUAACGUGUUAAAGCUAAUCAGACUUAUUACUUUGGAUACCUCUAACAACCUGUUUCUAAGAAUUCCUUUGGAUGAAAAUGAAAUUGUCUUAAAAAUACAGAAAUACUUUGAUGCAUGGCAGGCACUUCUUUUAAAACCGGAUAUAUUCUUUAAAAUUUCCUGGCUUUACCGAAAAUACGAAAAGUCAGCUAAUGAUCUAAAAGAAGCUAUUGAAAUUCUCAUUGAACAAAAAAGACAGAAGCUUUCAUCUUCAGAGAAGCUAGAUGAGAAUAUGGAUUUUGCAUCAGAAUUAAUUUUUGCUCAGAACCAUGGAGACCUAACACCUGAGAAUGUGAACCAGUGUAUUUUGGAGAUGCUGAUUGCUGCUCCUGACACCAUGUCUGUGUCUCUCUACUUCAUGUUUGUAUUGAUUUCCCAACAUCCAAAGAUUGAAGAAGUUAUAAUGGAUGAAAUCAACACUGUCAUAGGUGAUCGAGAGGUAAAGAGUAAUGACUUACAAAAUCUUAAAGUUUUGGAGAACUUCAUUUAUGAGAGUAUGAGGUAUCAGCCGGUGGUAGACUUGGUCAUGCGUAAGGCUUUAGAAGAUGACAUGAUUGAUGGAUACUUUGUAAAGAAGGGCACCAAUAUCAUUCUGAACCUAGGACGUAUGCACAGAGCUGAAGUCUUUCCAAAACCAAAUGAGUUUUCACUGGACAAUUUUGAAAAGACGGUUCCAUGUCGUUACUUUCAGCCAUUUGGAUUUGGUCCACGUGCGUGUGCGGGAAAGUACAUAGCCAUGGUAAUGAUGAAAGUGAUUCUAGUAACGCUGCUGAAGAGAUACAGAGUGCGGACGCUGCAAGGAAGAUGUCUGGAAAACAUUCAAAAUAACAAUGAUCUCUCAAUGCACCCUGAUGAAACUCAGCCCUCAUUAGAGAUGAUAUUCAUUCCUCAAAACAUAGCUGUUCUCAAGCACUAG